Molecule: messenger RNA, 4772 nt
Organism: Poecilia latipinna (sailfin molly)
Lineage: Eukaryota; Metazoa; Chordata; Actinopteri; Cyprinodontiformes; Poeciliidae
Product: myelin-associated glycoprotein-like
Exons: 8
Coding region: 3617-4543 (308 amino acids)
Source: RefSeq, a predicted model, not a curated record
CUUUACGCACAUAUAUACAGAUGAAAGUUUUAAAGUUUUUACAGCUAUGCUAGUAUGGGCUACAUUUAUCUCUAACUGUUGGGCCUUUCCUGUACCAAUAAACAUGAAAAGCUCUGUGUGCUGCACAGUGAUUAUUUGUGAAAAUCAUACAUAUCCAUCCAUCCAUCCAUCCAUCCAUCCAUCCAUCCAUCCAUCCAUCCAUCCACCCAUCCACCCAUCCAUCCAUCUGUGAACUCUUCACUUUGUUUCAUCUAUUCCUCCCAAAUUAAAAUCAGAAAGACUGAAUAUUAAUCAGAAAAUCACUGAUGGUUUUUCUGCAUCAGUUUUAGUUACAAGCAGUGACACAGCACAGCUGAGACAUCAAGUCCCCAAUCCGAAAUCUACACACAGCUGCAAAGCUUCUUGUGUUGUUAGGUUUCUCUGAAGACAUUUUAGUAAAACCUGCUGAAGACAUUCUUCUUUCAAACAAGUUUUACCUUAACAGGUUUUUAAGUACCAUUGAUUUAUAUCAAUUAACUGUUUUGGUCUUUUUUAAUAACGUUUUAGCUGAAUGUUUUAAUUUCUAUUUUGUAUCUUUAUGGAGCACGUUAUGAUUUUUAAUCUGUGAAAGAUGCCUCACAAAUAAAAAUAGCUUUCUUAUUUACAAAAUACCAACACACUUUUUGGUGUGCUCAUGCUCAUGUCAAAUGGUUUUCCGUCUGAAAACCAUUUGAUUAUUACUCCUCAACUUCACCUUUAUGAGCUAAUUUUUGUAAAUCUAUGACAGAGUCCCUCAACACAGUAAAGUGGAUGGUUGUUGUGUCACAGAAUAACGGUAACGGUUCUAAUGGUAAGAACACAAGUGCAAGGAGAUUAUAUGCUUUAUUUUUAUUUUUUUUUCUUCAAAGUAAACUGUGACUCUCAGAUGAUCUUGGGAUCGACCGACUCAGAUUUGAAAAGGGUUGGCAGAAGAAAUGAUUGUUUUUCUUCAUUUUUAUUUUAUGUCUUCAGGGCUACCAUGCUGUAAUGGUAGCCAGGAAUACUAAUUCACCAGUGAGUGGACAUUAAAUGGGCUCCAUAAAUAAAUUUAUCCAAAGGUCUACAGCAGAGGCUGUCUCUUUGAAAAAGUUAGCAAUGUCAUAUUUUUCAAGUGGAGAAAUAAGUGUGAAACUGACAAAUCCAGCUAAAGAGAAAUGUCUGUCAAUAAGGGUGUCUGUCUGCUUAAUUUGAAGACUUAAAAAGAUUAAAAUCAAGACGUGUAAAUCCUUAUGAGCAAUGAUCUGGCCUCCGCUGUUAAUGAAGAUUAGUUUACAAUUAGUAAUGAGCAAUAAACCCUUGAAUAGACUUGCAGAAUGAGCAUAAAGAUUUUAUGUAUUAAAAAAUAAGAGUGAACUAUUGUGUGCAAAAAAUAAGGUUUGGUGCAAAUAACACAACCAGUGUGUUCAAAGACCAAAUCGUACUGCUUAUUGGCAAGAAAUGCCUUAAAAGUACCACAGAUCUCCAUGUCUAUGGUAAAGCCAGUCUGAUAUCAUUUUGCAUAUUUGAAAAUGGAAAUAUUGCACGUGUUUCUCCUAUUUUUUUGUACAACUCAAACGAAAGACUUUAAUGUGUCAUCUCCGAUAAGUUAUUUUAGUAAAUGUGUUAUUUACUUCAGCUGCCUUUUUAACUUCAGAAAAAGCAGAACUGAAAAUCAGUUCCUUAAUCUUGUCAUGUGGGUGGGUUAAAUCUGAGGGAAGAACACGAAGCGAUAAGGGGAAAACCUGUAGAGCGUAGAUAAGAAAAUGAAGAUGGCUGGAGCAGAUCACUAGUAUAAAGGAGAAACUUUAAAAUGUACUCUGUUCAGUUGCUUGUUAAUACAAACAACAAAUCAGGCAAUCACACUGAAGGUACUUUUCACAUUUGGUUAUCUAGAUGGGGUUAGGACAUUUGGUUUAGUUUAAAGUCAGAAUCAGAAUGGGGAACAAAGAGGAUUUUCUUCCCACAUAGGCUGGUCUUAUUAGGUCGGAAACUACUGAUCUACUCAAAGUUUUUACAAACAGUUAUUGCUCCAAAUGGGAAAAAAAAAGCUGACAUCAGAAAAGAAUAGGCAGACUAGUUGAGUAUGAUUGUAUGGAAAGAUUACCUCCAUCCACUCCUUGUUCUAACCGAGGUUGGUGGACUGUCACCUGUGAACUCACGAUACACUGAAUCUUGAAGCAGCUCGGCUACAGCAGCAGGAGCAAAAGGUGCUAGCGGAUCAAUGCUGCUGCUGAAGAGCUGCCAGAGCUUUUCACAAUAUUUAUCUAGAUCACUGACGUUGCCUUGGAAACCAUUUCCCUAUUACAGAAAAAUAGGUAGCUACUGAACCAAAAUAUGGGCUUUGACUGUUUCAUCAUGACUCAGGUCUUAGUGACCCCGUUUAAGUUGGUCACAAUUACAGCUGGAAGUCCUUUGGUAUGUCAGCUUUGCACAUCUACAGUCUUACAUUUUGCCCAAUAUUCUUUACAAAAUCACUCAAGCUCAGUCAGAUUGCACCACUGCAGCUAACAGUUGUUUGUCAUGGGUCUUAAUUGAAUAAGCAGCUUCAAACUGUUUCUAUUAGUAGAUCUGUUGGAUCUACAGAGGCAGACAGAGUGGGAACUGAACCAGCAACCAACUCCUACCAACAUCACCACCACCGUCCCGUAAUCCUGUUUGAAUUAAAAUAUACAACACUUGCUCAGUUUUAUUGCUACGCAGUCAUGCAACUCUAAUUCAGGAGUCAAAAGUACUUUGGUGAAUUAGCCAAGCAUGAAAUGCAUUAGUGAUAUUUAGGGGAUGUGUGCUUCUCACUGUUGUCAUGGCUAAAAAUCAACAGUGAGACAGGAAAACCCAGCUUGGUUAGUAUUUGAAUGCUUUAUAUAAAAAAAGAAAAAUCAGGCCUUAAGUUCAUGCUAGAGCAGACUUGACCUUCAGGCAUGAGCUGAGGAAGCGUAGCCAUGACCUGAACUCAUCAUUGUUCCAUUAUAACAUCACAGCCUGUGUAGGAGUCAUGAUGUUUUAUAUGAAAAUGCCACAACAGAGACUCAAGAUGAUCCACACCAAAUGUCCAAAAUGUCUCGGUCUAAGUCUAAGCCAGUCGUCAUCCAGAACCAGUUAUUUUUUAAACACACUCUUUUCUGCAAGGUAACUUGUAAUAAAGACAGCCUUGUAAAUAAUUAUUUCAGUAUUUAUUUUUAGCUGGUAUUCAGUCACACAGAAACUGUUCACAACAAUCUGGGAUCACAACUUUACCAUGUCUCACAAUUUACACAUUCAAAUGAAAAUAUUCAAAUGAAAAAGGUUUUCAUAGUGAGUCAACAGAUGUGAUUGGGUUUUAUCUAGAGUGCUGUCUAUUGUUUGCCUUUUUGCAUUUUCUUUUUGUGUUAUCUUCUAGCUGAAGCAUGAACACAGCUGUGUCUCAGACAAAUAAACGGGGGAAAAAAAAUUGCAGCAUUUUCUCUCAUGGCAGCAGAUUGGUUCCUUCCAAGUGUGAACUGAAAGCAUUGUCUCACCAAUUUAUAAACAGCUUGAAUGAUGUGACCCUGUUUUUAUUCAACUGGGGCUGAGAUCAGGACAGCGCCUCUCUUAUCAGAUUUCAACGCUGAGGAUCAUUUUAGAACACCAACACGUGAACAAGAUGGAAAAAGUUAGGAGGCUCAUUUUCAUUUUGCUUUUGGUUGGUAUUUGCAGCCCUGCGCUUGGAGAAAAGUGGACGGCCUCUGUUGUAAAAUCUCUUGAAGCCGUAGUCGGCUCCUGUGUUGUGCUGCCCUGUUCGUUCAACUAUCCUGGCAAAUUACUCCCUACCUCCAGACUGAGAGGCAUCUGGCAUCGUAUUAAGAAAGACGAAGAGAUUGUGUACAGCGAGGAUAACACAAAGGUCUUAGAUAGUUUUAAGGGUCGAACAAACAUGUUAGGAAAACUGGGUGAUAAGAACUGCACCUUGGAAAUAACAGACGUUAAAGAUCAUGACAACGGUCCAUUCUGCUUCCGAAUCGAACUUGUUAAAACUCAUGACAACAAAGAAACCACUGAAAAGUACUCCUUUGUUGAUGAAUGUGCUGAGUUAAAGAUGCAGAGAGAUCCUCCAGAACCUGAACUUUUUCAGUCAAACACAGCUGUUCAAGGAAAACCUUACGCCGUCACCUGUUCAGUCCGUCAUACCUGCCCAUCACAUGUUCCUGUGUUCACAUGGAGUCGAGGAAGUAAAGAUGACGUUAUCCAUAUUCAAAAGCCCGUUCUCUCUGGGAUCUGGGAGACACAGUCCAUCAUGGUGUUUAUUCCUGAGGAAAAGGAUGACCACACUCAAAUCACCUGCACAGCAGCAUUUAAUGGAGGAAAAGUAAAAUCCAGAUCUAUUCAACUCAAUGUAAAACGUAUUGGAAACAUUUAUCACAUCAUGAUUCCAGUCGCAGUGGCCAUUGGCACGGCUGUGAUCUUCGGAGUCAUCUGCACUGCUGUGAUGAAAAAGUACAAGAAUCGGAUUGCAGAGCUUCAGAGUCGUGAAGGAAGCAUGUUCAACAGGCUGUCCAGGAUGUCUCGCAGGUUCCAUUCCAGUGGCCAGUGACUUUGUGGUCAUAAUCCAGUGCAAGAAACUUGAGCAAAUGAUGACCAGCACGUAGAUGUUCACAUUUUAAUUUUCAUUUAUAUCCAUGAGAAUGAUUUUUGCUUUAGGAGUCAUGCCUUGUUUUCAAUUAUUACUACUAUUGUACUUUAAAUCAGCGAAAAUUAUUUGUUGUGAUUUUUCUAUCAAAAUUGUACAAAAAUGAACUUAUUCCAUUUUCAUAAAGUUGUGU